ACAAAGACGGGAGAGAGACGGAGAGACACUGGGGAGAGCAGGCCAGAGUGGGGGACAGAGUGCGGACAUCCUGAAAGACAGACAGACAGACAGCGGCCACAGUGGGAAGGGCGUGGGGACAGGAGCGGGGUGCCGGGGACCAACAGACAGGCGGGGAGACCCACCCCGAGGCCCGGGAGCUAGAACAAGGGCAAGACAGAGACAGGGAGGUGUGGAGAGAGGGGACCAGACAGGCAGGGAAGUCUCUGGGCUCGGACGCAGAGGGGCACGGAGGCAGACCCUUCCGAUGAGCUCCAGGCCUUGGCUCUGCUCAGGGGUGCAGUGGAGCUCGGUGGGCGUGCUGCUUUUGGGGAGCCCAGACCAGGGGCGCUUGCCCGAGGGCCAGCUGACACCAGGUCACCCUGAGAUGGAGCUCAGGGACCCCGAGAACCAGGAGGAUGGGGACCCGGAGGAGGACACAGCCACGGCCCUCCAGAGGCUCGUGGAGCUGACGGCCACCAGGGUGACCCCAGUGAGGAAUCUGCGUGUCCAGUAUCACCUCAUCCGAAAGCUUGGCUCCGGCUCCUACGGCCACGUGCUCCUUGCCCGGCCUCGCCAAGGGGGUCCGGCUGUGGCUCUGAAGCUCCUACCUCGGGACUCGGUCCUGAGAACCACCUUCCUGAGAGAGUUCUGCGUGGGCCGCUGUGUCUCAUCACAUCCAGGCCUGCUCCAGACCCUGGCAGGACCCCUGGAGAGCCCCCGACACUUCGCCUUCGCCCAGGAGUACGCGCCCUGUGGGGAUCUCAGCGGGAUGCUGCAGGAACGGGGCCUCCCAGAGCUGCAGGUGAAGCGGGUGGUGGCCCAGCUAGCUGGAGCCCUGGACUUCCUCCAUGGCCGGGGGCUGGUCCACGCGGACGUCAAGCCAGACAACGUGCUGGUCUUCGACCCUGUCUGCAGCCGCGUGGCCCUGGGUGACCUGGGUCUGACCCGGCCUGAGGGCAGUCCAACCUCUGCUCCGCCAGGGCCACUGCCCUCAGCGCCCCCCGAGCUCUGCCUCCUGCUGCCCCCGGAUACCCUGCCCCUGCGACCAGCAAUGGACUCCUGGGGGCUGGGGGUGCUUCUCUUCUGUGCGGCCAUCGCCUGCUUCCCUUGGGGCGUGGCGCUAGCCCCUGACCCUGACUUCGAGGCCUUUGCUGGCUGGAUGACCACCAGGCCCCAGCCACUUCAACCACCGCCGCCGUGGGACCAGUUUGCGUCCCCGGCUCUGGCACUGCUCCAGGGGCUUCUGGACCUGGAUCACGAGACUAGGAGCCCCCCACUGGCUGUCCUGGACUUCCUGGGGGAUGAUUGGGGGUUAAAGGAGAACAAAGAGAGACCUGGGGGCUUGGGGAGUCUGUCCAGUGAAGAUGGGGAGGAGGAGGAGGGGGGAGCAAGCCUGGAAGAGUGGUCAGAGGAGGAGGAGGGUGAUGACAAAGACGCUGGGAGGGUGGGGACAGAUGGGGGGGCCUGACCAGGUGCCUGGGACAGGCGCCCGGGGCUCGGGCCAAAGGGCCCUCCCCCAGCCCCCGUGGCCACCUGGAUGGAGAGACAGCUGCUCCCGGAGGACGGAGAUGGAACACAUUGCUUCUCUCCAACUGAAGGCUGGACUUGUAUGCACAAUUCCCCUCCCGACUGAGGACCCGGGAGUCCGGAACCCCCAGUGACUCCUCCCUCAGACCCAGGAUCCAGGCCCCCAGCCCCUCCUCCCUCAGACCCAGGGGUCCAGGCCUCCAGCCCCUCCCCCCUCAGACCCAGGGGUCCAGGCCUCCAGCCCCUCCUCCCUCAGACCCAGGGGUCCAGACCCCUCCUCCCUCAAGGACCCUUCCUCUCCCUUCUGUCCUGAACGUGUCUUCUUGAAGGAAGGUGCUGUUUCUCUGUAGGUGCAUUUCUGCACGGUGGGGACAUGUUGGGUGCUUAUGGACCUGUGAUGUGGUCACUCCUCUCCUUUAAGACCUUAGGUGACUCCUGCUGGCCUUGGCACCAAAUCUCGGCUUUCCAUAUCCAACACCAUGGAAACCUUGCCUUCCAUCCCUCCCACUUCCCUGGGCUCUGGGGGACAUUAAGGGAGGCACUCAUCCUUUCUGGACCUAAAUCGACACACAGACAGGCACACACACACCCUCUCUUGCCUGCAGACGUUUGGAAACCCUGUGUUCUCCCCCGAGAAUGCCUUCUUCCCAACUCCAGGCCUCCAGAGAGUAGACCCCGCCCCGGGGGCCUCUCCGGCUCCUCCGAAACUUGUAGCCCAGCGAUCUGCGCCGCCACCUUUUCCAUCUGCCCUCGCAGGCUGCCCAGGAUGGACUUGGCCUUGUUCACCUGACAUCCUUUCGGGUUCCGCUCUCACAUGGCGAGCCUCUCGCGCCAGCUCCCUGAGAGCACGAGCACCGUGGCGUGUGCUGGUCCCGUCCACGCUGAGGGCCACGGCUGGUUUGCAGGGAUCUUGCGUUCACCCGGGCCGGCCUGGUGCCACCCCCAUCCCCGCACACAGACCGCUGACUUGUGAAGCCUUCCCGCCUGCAGGGCAGGGACUGCGUGGAUCCGAGGCCGCACCCCCCGCACCCAGCACACUCGUGGGGACCUGCUUCUUUCUGGGGAACCUGUCCUACGUGCUUUCUCGAUUUAAAAACGUGAGGUCGCUCCAUACAGCGGGGUGCCCUGGAUUGGACCCCGGGGCAGGUAAAGGUUGUUGGUGGGCAUGAGAAGCGUCUAGCGUUUGACUGUUACUGUCUUCAUCUGGACAAACGCACCGAUGGCUGGGUGAGGGAUUCAGCCGGCAGGGAGCUAGGUGAGGCGACAUGGGAGCUCAAGGCAGCUGUCCUGUACAUCUAAAAAUGAUUCUGAAAUAAAAAGUAAAUUUAAAAAGAAUCAAGUGAGUUCACAUUGAUCAUCUUGCUCUAAACCUGAGGGGGUGGGUGCAACCCUCCAGGAUGCCGCCGCUGCCUCCU
Messenger RNA from Physeter macrocephalus (sperm whale), 2963 nucleotides. It is a transcript of the gene SBK3, whose product is annotated as SH3 domain binding kinase family member 3. Lineage: Eukaryota; Metazoa; Chordata; Mammalia; Artiodactyla; Physeteridae. Gene Ontology annotation, biological process: peptidyl-serine phosphorylation; peptidyl-threonine phosphorylation. The record is from RefSeq and is a predicted model, not a curated record. The coding region runs from base 287 to 1489 and encodes 400 amino acids. The transcript is spliced from 4 exons. Gene Ontology annotation, molecular function: protein serine/threonine kinase activity; ATP binding.